AUGACGGAGAUUGCAGAUGAGGACUGGAUAUAUCCCAUUCCUCGUUCUGCCUUCUCGCUCUAUCCCCAGGCGCUGGAUAUGAAGCAGGUGGUUGCUGACAUAAGGAAAGGUCGACCCGUACCAGAGGUAAGCUCAAGUACUUUCGAGUUAAAAUCAUCUGACCGGUUCAGCAAACCUGCUGUCUCACGGUGUUAGCCGACAUUCUACAAUGUGUUUACAAUUAAUAAGAUCAAUUACAAAGCGUUCUUGUAUUGAGUAUCGUGCAGCUGAAUCCGCGAAUAUUUCAGUCGGGUCAGAACCCUGGGUUUAUUUCCAACGGCCUGAUAAAAUAUUGGUCGCAUGCGUGCGCAAAAUGUCUGUUAAAUCAGUUAGGGGAAAUGUUUAAUCCUUAAAAUCGCCAUACACAUCUGUAUAACACGGUGGGGUCGAGCAGAUUGAGAAGGCAAUUUAAGCCUUCUCUAGAAAUUAUGCUUGAAGAAUGGGUAUCUGUCGCUUUUAAAUAACUUUACUAAUUCCCGAAACACAGUUACACUUGACGUCAAGGUUUACUUUCUUCAUGCUGCAAGUGUUCUGUGUAAGCAGUCAGGGUUAAGCAUAAGAUUAAUGUUAUGUUUGGGAUUAAAAUGUGAAAAUACUCGUCCCUGGAAUUUAACGCAUAAGCAUCUUUCAUACUGGCGGGUCAAUAUUACCCGUAUCUGACCAGGACAAAUGCUGCGUAAGCAUGCGCUAUAACUGGUGACAUAUUGCAUGAUUUUAUCGCACAAAUCACUGCUGACAUCACAACAACAGUGCUGCAGUCAGUCUGCGGCCAUUAUCACUUCCGAAACAGCUCCGCUUUAGCGUCCCUUUGUGACAGCUCUCAGAUGAUCCAGCAGACCCGUUGUCUCACGCAAGGUUAUCCGACAUUUUACAGUGUGAUGCCGUUCAAAAAGGUAAAUUAAAAGGCUUGUAAUUUUAAAUAUCUUACGGCAGAAUCCGCAGAUAUUUCAGACUGGCCAGGACGUUUACGUUUUAAGGAGUUUAAUUCCAAUAGCCUAAGAAAAAUUAUUGGUUGCGCAUGUUUACAAAAAUCUGCGAAAUCAAUUAGAAGUAAUUUCUUAUCUCUGAAAACAGUACACACGCACAUUUCUGCACAACGAUUGGAUCGAGUAGAUUGAGGUUAUUACUCUAAAUUUCCGAAUUUGAAAAUGUACCCACGGAAUAAUAACGAAUUUUGACUGUGCCCUUCUGCUUACAAUUUCCAUCCGCAAACCUUUAAAUGGCUACCAUAGUAACCCACGAUAUGAUUGUGUGUUUGUUGAAAUGAAUGUUGCCCAGCAGGCGUUCGGGAAAAGCCUGUUAAAUUAUUCAGUGGAAUGGUGAACAUCAUUCUGCACGUUCCCAAUCCGCAUUAGAUUCGUGCAUUUGGAGGUUGUUUUAAAUUGCCUUACUCUAUCAAAACGUAAUACCAGUCCCAUUGCCUGGUAGUCGGUCUGGCGCCCUGGCUGUCAGUUAAGCUCACAAUUUUCCCGCUUGUUCUUAAAUCUGUUACGUCUAGUGGUCUACGUGGGCCGGCAAUCGCCUCUCGACGAUGAAAUAUUAAAACAUUAUUUUUGAAGGUUUGUUGGAAAGUUUUUACGUUGAAAGACUACCAAAUGCCCAUUAAUUGCGACCCAACGGUGUUCGUUAAGGGAGGAUGAAAAAAACGGCAAUAACCUAGCACAAAUUACAGUAGGUGUGCUAACUCAUGAAAUUUCAACCGAAAUUUUGAAAUUCGUUUUCGCUUCGAAAAGAAUCAGUAUGUCAUCUUGCAGCAUAAUUCUUUAGUAAUUCAGUUAUCACAGGAAGCCUGCUUUCGAACGAGUUUAUUUCCGGCAGCAUGAAAAAGUUAUACUCUGUAAAAAAUGACUACUUAUAUAGCAUGCAUACUUCUCAUUGACCUUCGAUGCCCUAAGCAAUUCAAUUAUAUUUCAUGAAAAUCAUGCAUAAAAAUAUUCAUUCUUUUGAUUAUUCAGCAGAAAGUUACGUUUUCUUUAAAUUUUAUACACGAAAAAGGUUAUUAUUCAGCUUUCAAACAGUUUCUAAUAGUGAGAUUGCUUAAUACCGUGAAAUGGCUGUUCAUAAAACAUCACGUCUCUGCAUUUACCAAUGUGGCUCGUAAAGUUAACAACAUGGCUCGAAUCCACUGUGGAAUUUUAUGAACGCCAUUUGGUGUCUGCUUAAUACCGUAGAAAAAAGUAUGGAUUUCCGUAAGCGGAAUAUAUGCGGCUCUUAGUUUUUAAACCCUCAGUGCGAGUGCAAUGGCAGGUCGGGUUCCACAUUAUUCGGGAAUUGGAAGAGUUUUCAAAACCAAAUUAUAGCCUUUUUCGAGUAUAACAUUGGAAGAAAACGUAAUUUCCUACCGAAUGAGCAAAAGAAUGAAUACUGUUAUGCAUGUGUCCUAUUAAAUAUGAUUGAAUUUUAAGGGCACUGAAAAUCAAAGAGGACAAUGCAUGAUACAUAAGUAGCCAUUUUUGCAGAGUAUACCUUUUGCAUGCUGACGGAAAUAAGUUUGUUCGAAAGCAGGCAUCCCGGGGUGACUGAGUUAUUGAAGAAUUAUGCCGCUUGAUGAUAAGGUCUCCAACUCUGCUUAAUUAAUCUUUUCGAAACGAAAACGCAUUUCAGAAUUUCGGCUAACAUUCCAUGAGUUAGCCCACCUACUGUACUCCCACUACCGAAAGGUAUAAUUUGGUCCUACAAACAUUUCUAAUUGCGAGAUUUUGAACAAAAGGAAAUACCCGUUCAUUAAACAUCGUAUCCCUGCAUUUACUAAUGUUGCUUGUUAUGUUGACAAUAUGGCUCAAAUCCACUGUUAAAUUUUGUGAACUCCAUAUAGUUUCCUCUUAUACCCGCGUAGAAAUGCAUAAUUUUCUGUACACGGAAAAUAUACAGCUUGUAGUUUCGAGACCCUGAAUGCAGGUGUAGCGGCAGGUCGGGUUCAAAAUUAUUGGAAAGUUGGGAAAGUUUUUUCAAACUGAAUUAUACUCCUUCUUAGGUACGACAUUUAAAGAAGACGUGAUUUUUUCCCAAAUGGGUAAGAUCAUGAAUAUGUUCGUGCAUGUUUUCUAUGAAACAUAAUUGAACUUAUAGGAGUACCAUAAAUGAAAAGGUCAUACAACCUAAGUUGUCAUAUUUUACAGAGUACAGUUUUCUCAGGCGGCCGAAAAGGAAUUUAUUCAAAAGCUGGAAUCCUGAAGUAACAGAAUUGUCUUGGAAUUAAUUUGUUAGCUAAUUAAUACUGCAACCAGGCGGCUAUCUGGUGAUGGACCCCAAACACACACACACGAUCAGCCAAAUGGGCCUGUCUUACGGGAAAAGGAGGUGAUAGGGGUUUUAUGGGCGGGGUCUAUGUAUCCAGGGAGGAAUGGCAAAACAAGUAUACUUAUUUGGUAAAUUCGUUUAUCGGACGGAAAAUUUUUACUGCAUUGACACAUAAGAACCGAUAUUAGGAAGAACAAGUAAAAAAUUAACAUUGGGUGUCUACAAAAAUUGCUUUUCAACUCUAUGUGCUGAGAUGAUUGUAAAUAAUCCACCAAACAUCUGUUGCCUAGAAAGAAUAUCUACACUGCUUAUAUAAAUGGGUUUUAGUCCGACACUAAUUGUCGCUUUGACGUUUUAUCGUACAAGGUUGGGCCGUCUGGUGCGUUAUUCAUUAUUAUCUUAACUUAGAGAGUUAAGAAGCGGUCGUUGUAGGCAUCUUUGGCCGGUUGUGUGUGUGUGUGUUUUGGGCCCUUCCCCCGAUCGUGGCUUCGCAACACUGCCUUAGAAAUCUUUAAGGGUCGAAAACACAUUUUAGAAUUUCGGUAAAAAUUUCCUGAGUUAACACAUCUGCUGCAGUUAAAAUGACCAAAGGAUGCAACGGACGCAGGUAGCCGUCAUGAACAGAGCCGUAGGUAAGCGUACCAAAACACUCCAUGGUCCAAACCAAAAAAACACUUGACCAGGAAUUUAACCAAAAGUAGAAAUAAUGUGACGGGCGGCAGGAAUUCCAGUUGGCACGAAGUGCGCCGGAAACGGGGUCUGCAACCACAUCUCAAGUGUUGGCAUUCGUUAGAGGUGUGUAUUCUCGGUACACCCUGCUAGACCCCACUGUGGCUCCCCCACGCGUGCUGGCCGGAUUAGUGCAUCUACACUGUAGCCCCUUUCGGAAGACAUAGCUGCUGCUUGAACACCUGACAAAAGGCCAGCAGUUUUCUGUUGUCUCAUAAUUUUGUCUCCAGCGAACCCGUGUUCUAAGCGCAUUUGAUAAUACUUUGUAGUCAAAGAGCAAUACGUAAAAUAUAUUGGGCACAUACACAUAAGUGAGUGACCUAUCUCAUGAAAUGUUGGCUGAAAUUCUGAACUGCGUUUUCAAUUAGGAAGAAUUACUUAGACGCAGUUGUAAUACUGAUUCUCUUGCGCCAUAAUCUUAUAACAUUUCGGACUCGGUAGGAUGUCGGCUUUUGUAAACACUGCCUUUCCAUCUCCUGUAGAAACUGUGCUUGGUAAAAAAAUGACUACUUAAUUAGCAUGCAUUUUUCUCAUUUAUUUUCGAUGGUCGUGCAAAUUGAGAUAUAUAUUAUAGAAACCAGAAACAAAAAUACGCUUUCUUUCAGUUAAUUAAUAGAGACUCACGUCUACUUUAUAUUUUUUAUUCAAGGAAGGAUUAUAAUAAUGCUUUAAAAAAGUUUCUUGUUAUGAGAUUGUUUAAGACCGCUCAAUGUCCAUUCUCAUAGCGUCGUACUUGGACGUUUACGACAGCUCCUCGUAAAAUGUACAGCGUAGUCCGGAUCAAUCGCAAAAUCUUAUAAACUCUAUAUGGCACCUUCUAAAGGCAUCGAGGUUUAUAUGAUUUCCCUUACGUGGAAAUCACGCACCCUGUAAACGAAAAUCCCUAAACGCUAAUGUAAUGGCAGAUUUGGGUCAGGGAAUUGGAAAACAUAUUUGAACCCUAAUUAUACUCCUUCCCUGAAUAAAAAAAUCCAAAGAAGACCUGAUUCUCUAUUAAUUGACUGAAAGAAAGCACAUCUUUGUUUAUGGUUUCUACAAGAUAUUUAUUAAUUUGUAAGAUCAUCGAAAACCAAUGAGAAAAAUGCAUGCUACUUAAGAAGUCACUUUUUGCCGACUACGGUUUCCACAAGAGAUUAAAAGGCAGUGUAUUUAAAAGCUGACAUCCUGCCGAGUUCGAAAUAUUAUAGGACCAUGGCGCAAGAUAAUCAGUAUUACAACCGCGCCUAAGUAAUCCUAAUCGGAAACACAUUUCAGAACUUCAAUCAACGUUUCACUACUAAUGUACUAAUGUCACGCCAAAUUAUGUCUGUCUCUAGAAAGGGUGCUUGAAGAAGUGGUGGCUGAGAAUUUUACAAAACCUUUCCAGUUCACGAGUAAUUUUGAGCCCGAAACAUUAAUACACUUGCCUCAAGAUUUCUUAUUUUCAUGCUGCAUGUGCUACACGAUAGGCGGAAAUACGCAUCUCGUAUACGUAGUUAGCAUCAAGGCCAUUUUCAAAUCAGAACUAAGUUAAAGACUACCGUUAUAAAAAGAAUUAAGAUGCGAAAAAUAGCAUCUUUGGGAUUUAAAGUAUAAGCACCUUUUGUACUAGGAGAUAGCUAUUACUGUAUUUCAUUAAAGCAAACGCUACCUAAGCCAGCGCUAUAACUGGAAGCAUAACCAAUGAUUUUAUCAAAGAAAUCGCAGCUGAAGUUACAGCAGCAACCAUAUAGUAAAUCUGAAUUCUUUCUAAAUCGUGAAACAAUUUCCAUUUAAUGCCUCUCUGUGAUGUCUCCUUGGAUUUUAUUGAAUUCUGAUAUCGACAGCUUUCUUAGCCUGAUUGUAGGCAGGUAAACUGCUUCAGACACCACAAAGUACACAUCUGUUCUCGAGGGAUUCCAUAUCCCAAGCCAGGUCUGACAGGAUUGGCCGAUGUCUCGCUGGACCCUUGUUCCCAUCUCGCUUGUUCGGAUUGGGUACUAUGGAUUCCAUUUCGAUGUACACUGUAUUUAUCGACUGCUGUAUAAAUCAGCGCAUCACUAUGCACCCAUUCCUGGACACCUUUUCAGGAACAGAAAAUGGGCGGCUGAAAUCUUGUUUUACCUAAAUUGGGUCACUGGUUAAGGACACAAUUUUCGAGUUAGGGGGUUUGUCAAUUGCCACCGUGGGCCAACGCUUCCAGAGAGCAGCAUACGUAGAACCACUGUUAUUCUGGACAUUCAAUGGUUUCUCGUGAACUACGAGGUUGUGGCUGAAGCACAGCAAGUCGACCUAGACUUCGCUACCUGAAUGGUCCGCUUUCGUAUAGAUUUUUUGGCCUCCGCUCAAUGUCCAAAACAUUCAUAUGGAAAUUUAUGACACAGGUAUAUCACUUAUAUACCGUCAGUUCAGGUAAUAAAUAUUAAAGAUAUUGUGCAAAUAGGUUGUAAUGAGACAUGCGAGAGGUAGUGAGAAUUAAAUAAAAAUACUUUCUACGUGUGUGCUAUCAUUAGCUUCCAUUUAGAUCACUUCAACAAAUUCACAGACAAUCGAUUUCAUCGCUGUGAUAUAAACUAAGUCAGAUAUUCUUUUCGACAAACGUCGUACAGCUGUGUUUGGUUCAAUCGCCCCCUUCUUCAUCCACAGGCUCCCAUAUUUAAUCAGACAAUAAGAUUCCGCAGCGUCAGCUCGACCGUCUGUAUCCCAGGAAAAGCAGUCGAGAGACCACUUAAUGCUAUUGUGGUCAUAAAGUCAGCUGUCUACAAUUUUGCAGAUCGAGAUCGUAUACGGAGGGCUUUUGCUGAAGAAACCCAGCGUGAACCUGAAUUUCGCAUGGCUGCGGUCUUCUCCGUGGGUCUACCCCGCAGCAGCGGAGGUCGGUUUUUCCAACGUGACGGUUUCAACAUCACACUGCCAGAUCGGGCAGGUGAGAGCAUGCUGAAGAUGCAGUUCGAGAGAUCAGAAGUUCUGAGAAAUCUGACAGAAGAAGCCCGAGUGAAGGGUGACCUUGUUGUGGGCGACUACGAGGACACCUACUAUAACCUCAGCCUCAAAUUAUUUCAUACGUUUCAAUGGGCCUCCACCUUCUGUCGUCCGCAUUUCAUCUCCCAACAACGACCUCCUGUCUUCGUCGUCCUCGAUGAUGACUAUGCUUUCAAUGUAAGCGUCCUGAAGGCCGAAUUGGGCGCCCUCAAUGACACGCAGAUUCGACGAGUGACUUGGGGCUUGAAACGGGCUAGUGCAAAGGUCUAUCGCCCCUUUACUACAAAGGCUUUCGAAAAGUGGUCUGUCUCCAAGCGCGAGAUGCCUUGGCCUUACUAUACGCCUUUUGCCUACGGCAUUUUUUUGGUCUUCGGCGCUGAUGUUAUGCAGGAAAUUGCAAUUGCUAUGUACUUUACCCUGCAGUUUCCAAUAGACGAUGCCUGGCUAGGCCUGGUCAUGACAAAGUUAGAUCUCGAUUUUCAAACUCGUCCCCACAUGUAUAAAAGUUGGCCGACGGGCGUUAGAAAGGAGUUGAUUAUGUUUGCACGCCUUGACUACCUCUUUCCUUUACAAUGA
Messenger RNA from Spirometra erinaceieuropaei, 7524 nucleotides. NCBI's taxonomy places the organism in Eukaryota, Metazoa, Platyhelminthes, Cestoda, Diphyllobothriidea, Diphyllobothriidae. The record is from the annotation of a GenBank genome assembly.